This is a messenger RNA of Gasterosteus aculeatus aculeatus (three-spined stickleback), 3991 nucleotides long. The record is from RefSeq and is a predicted model, not a curated record. Lineage: Eukaryota; Metazoa; Chordata; Actinopteri; Perciformes; Gasterosteidae.
AGUUGACCUUCAGAGGACGUCAUGCUGAUGUCUUGAGCUGAGGAAGUACUUCAUCCUCGACCUGCCUCGGUUUGUUAUUCCCCACCUGGUCCCCUCCGCCUCAGUCAACGGGCAGCGUCCGGCUCCACAGUCUCCCUACCCCCCUCCUGCCCGGCCUGCCGUCGCCAUGACGUCGGAGCUGGAGAGCAGCCUGACCUCCAUGGAUUGGCUUCCUCAGCUGACCAUGCAGGCGGCCAUCCGCAAGGCGGACGCUCAGAGUGCCCACGGGCCCGGCAUGGGCAAGAAGAGCGCCCUGCUGGAUCCUAACACCACGUUGGACCAGGAGGAAGUGCAGCAGCAUAAGGACGGCAAGCCGCCGUACAGCUACGCCAGCCUCAUCACGUUCGCCAUCAACAGCUCGCCAAAGAAGAAGAUGACACUGAGCGAGAUCUACCAGUGGAUCUGUGAUAACUUUCCAUACUACAGGGAGGCAGGCAGUGGCUGGAAGAACUCAAUACGGCACAAUCUGUCAUUGAACAAGUGUUUUCUCAAAGUGCCUCGCUCCAAAGACGACCCGGGAAAGGGCUCUUACUGGGCCAUCGACACCAACCCAAAGGAGGACGCCUUGCCCACGCGGCCAAAGAAGAGGCCGCGCUCUGGAGAACGGGCAUCCACGCCGUACAGCCUGGAGUCGGAGUCUUUGGGGAUGGAGUGUAUGAUCUCUGGAAGUGCCUCUCCAACACUGGCAAUCAACACUGUGACUAACAAGGUGGCGCUGUACAACACAGACCAGGAAGGGAGCGAUAGUCCAAGAAGCAGCCUUAACAACAGUCUGUCCGAUCAGAGUCUGGCCUCCGUCAAUCUCAACAGUGUGGGCAGUGUGCACAGCUACACACCGGUGAGCAGUCACCCGGAGCCCGUGUCCCAGUCUAUGAGCCUCCAGCAGCCCCCACAGUCCCAAUACAACAUGCCCGACAGGGACAAGCAGCUCCUGUUCUCCGAAUUUGAAGAUCUCAGUGCCUCCUUCCGCAGCCUUUAUAAGUCUGUUUUUGAGCAGUCCUUCAGCCAACAAGGUCUGAUGGGCAUACCGUCUGAUUCCCCUCAGCAGUCCCACACCUCCUGCUCCUACCAGCACUCCCCCAGUGGCACCAUUAGCACUCAGAACAGCCUCUCAAACAACCAACCCAACAGCCACCCCAACAGCCACCCCGCCAACACGGGCCAGGUAACCCUGUCCCACCCGGCCCAAGCCCACGCCGGCCACGGCUCCCCCCACGCACAGCACCUCCCGCAGCACGGCGGCCCCCACAACCAACACAGCCAACACGCCCAGCACAGCCAGCACCCGCAGCACGCUGCGCACUCCCAGCACGGGCAGCACCCGUCGCAGCACCCCGCCCACGGCCAGCACCCGCAGCAACACACGCAGCACCCCUCCCAACACACGCAGCACAGCCAGCACCCGUCUCAGCACGGACAGCCGCAUCCGAGCCUCUCCCACCAGCCCCAUCCUACCCAGCAACAGAUGGCCUGCAACACAGGUUUACUGUCAGACUGGUACCCAAAUCUGGAUGCACUGAAAGAAAGCUGUCGUAUUGCUAGCAGCUAUAACUGGGCUGAUGUCGACCUUUCACCUUUCCAAGGGUUGAGAGACAGUAUGAGACAAGCAGAGUUGAACAAUUGGUCCCUGGAACCCACCCAGAUCGCCGACCUCUGCUCGUCCAUCAACCAGUUUUUUGCCCGCACCGGUGUAAUCCAGCCACAAGGGGCAGUGCAGCCUCCUGUUUGUCAUGGCCCCAUGCACCCCAGCAAAGCCAGCCAGCACCUCAACACAGGAAAUCUCUACAUGGACACCAGACAGAGCAUGCCCAUGAUGGGUCCUCCAGGAUAUCCACACAUGCCCCCCAUGAGCAGCACAGGACCCACAAUGACAGGACACCAUGCACAGAUGAACCAGCAGCACAUGAUACCUACCAGAAACUUCCAGAUGCAUCGCAUGCCAGCCGAUGACAUCCAGGAUGACUUUGAUUGGGACUCCAUUGUCUAGCCACUAGACCUCCUUUUGCAAAAAAAAAAAGAGAGCGAGCGAGGAGAGGAGGUGGAAGCCAGAGGAGGCCCGGCUGAGAUGAAAGGCUGCAGGAGGGGGGGCGGAAUGCAGAAGAACAUUUGACAAAGCUCCGGGAGGAAGACCGACUUCCACGUCCUGACAUUUUUACAAGCAAAAGAUAACUAGAAUAAUGUUACUUUGAAGACAAUCAUAUUUAGUUGGACAUGUUAAAGUGAUUGCUUAUGUACUCGUCGAGAGACGAGUAGAACACAUUCUCAUCCGAACCACGUGCUCCUCAGCUCCUCAGCCAGCCGUCUCCCAGAGUCCAACCCUCCCCGACCCUCUGCUCCGUAACUGUUAUGUGAUUUGAGCAACGUGUUCAGCUUGUAAUUCUUCUCGUGUUGACAUUGGCCUCAGCUGCCUCUUGGAUGAGUUUAUCCCUCUUUAAAAAAAAAAAAAAAAAGGAAAGGAAAAAAAAAGAUGAUUUUUGUAUUUUUUGUUCGUUUUUAAAGAAACACAGGCCGUCUCUGUGAGUAAUGUGAUGGUGCUCGUUGGUCACUUUUGGGAGAACGUGGGCCCCACUGUGGCUGGAUUGGUGGUGAAGUAAGGUUUACAAUAAGUUUGAACAGGGUGUUAAAUGUUUAAGCAGGCUUGAUAUUAAACAAAGGAAAGAGAAAGAGCGAGAGAUCACAGAAGGUAUCGUAAUUGCUUUUCAUGGCCACCCAGUGUGAUGAGGCUCACUGCAAGGGACUUGUUAUGGGAGUACAGCAACCUUUUCUUUCUUUCUUUUUUUAAAAUUUUUUUUUUUAGUUCUGUCUCAAGCAAUUCAAGCUAAGUAAAAAUGAGUGUGAGGGGGAUGUCAAACAUUUCUUGUCUUUCAUUGACAAGAUUGUCAUUCAACCCAAAGUAACCCGGUCCUCUGUGCACCACGUAGGUUAAUGAAUGCUUUACCAAUCAGAAGCUGUUAUCACGUCAUGUACUAAACAAGUCACAUUUUAAAAGCUAGUUUUAAUAGUAGAGAUCACGCUUUUUAGGCAAGUGUCCUAUUGAUCAUUAAACAAUGAUCCAAUCAUCAUUGAGAGACAAUUGAAUAAAAUAAAAAAAUGUUAUAAAGUCUGAUUAGUAUUGCUGAUCAGCAAAGCACCAAUAAAUCUCUCCUAAAAAGGAAUAACAAAUUACCAAAUGUCAAAGAUGUGUUUGAAGAAAACCUUUUAUUAUACAGUUGGUCAAGUGGUAUUCUCACAAUUUGAGAAAAACUUAAAUGUUAAAACAAUAUACGCCCCUAUAUCAUCUUUUUAAACUUUAAAACACCGUGCCCCAGUUCAUUGCUCCUGAAAUGCAAACCAUGUUGUAACAUACGAGUCAAAGUAACGAGUAAAACAUUAAAAGCCAGUAUGAAAAGUUGUGCUUUUAAUCUCACUGACUUGAAACAUUACUAGUAGACGAUAUGUCUUUAUUUAAUGAUCAAUAGGAUAUGCAUCAGAUGUUGUUUCCAUUGAAAAAAGGGCCAGGAAAGUCAUCAGUUUGAUUUAAAGUUCUUUUUGGUUUGGAUUAUUCUGUCAAAUAAGUCAAACCCAAAUUCAUGCCUUUUUCCACCUGUGGUGCAUCUAUUUUUGAAUGCUACACUCAGUGUUUGGGACUAAAUUGCGGGGAUAUGAUUCUUUCUAAACUGAUCGAUGCUGUGAUUGUUGGAUAGUGUCAGACUUUGCUAUUAUACAAUCAUAACAGAAUGAGAAGUGUGACUCAGAGUGUGUGUGUGUGUGUGUGUGUGUGUGUGUGUGUGUGUGUGUGUGUGUGUGUGUGUGUGUGUGUGUGUGUGUGUGUGUGUGUGUGUGUUGAACAAAUGGAUGCGUGCCUGUUUUGGUUCCAUUGUAAUUUUCGGGCUGUGAUUGAUUGCUGCGAUCAUCUCUAUGCUAUCUAUAAGCACAAAAGCAGAUGCACACAGCGAUUAAAGACUAGAUUUGA